Peniophora sp. CBMAI 1063 is the source of this 1689-nucleotide messenger RNA. Lineage: Eukaryota; Fungi; Basidiomycota; Agaricomycetes; Russulales; Peniophoraceae. The record is from the annotation of a GenBank genome assembly.
AUGGAUCUAACCGCCACGCUCCCCGCCAAGAUCCUCGCGCAUGUCUUCGCCUGCGUACAGGCCGUUGAUCCCAUAACCCGCAACCGACACAACGCACCAGGCUGGAUGCGUGUCACCGCUAUCUGUAGGAGAUGGCGACGUGUCGCCAUCGCGGACGCGACUCUAUGGGCACACUGGACACCUGAUUUAUGCCUGUUCGGCGAAGGCUUCGAGCUGUUCAUCGAGCGCAGCAAAGACGCUCUCCUCAGCAUAUCCAACGACAAGCUGACCUACGAAGAAUCUUCCAAUGUCUUGGCUUGCAUCGCAAUUAAUGUAGAUCGCAUCCGCACCCUAUACUUGGAAGGCGUCGACUACGACGACGAUCUGCAUAUCGCAAAGAUGCUGACGCGAAACGUGUUCAGUUCUCUCGUCAGCUGUCAUCUGCGAAAUUACUUGGGAUCAGAUUGGAUCAAUGACCCUCUACGGCUCUUCGAGGGACUUGCACCGCGCCUUCAGCACCUCGUGCUGCAUUUGCCCGGGCUACCAUUCGGUAUCCUAGACUGGCAAUCGCCGAUCUAUGACAAUCUUGUUUCUCUCGAUCUGACAAUGUUGCGCGAACAACACAUCUUCGAUACAAAUGACAUCGUGGACGCACUUCGUCGAAUGACGAAGCUAUCCUCAUUGGCAAUUGCGCACUGGGAGGGCAGCGACACGCAAAGCCCGGAUGAGGAUUCGGACGAGGAACUCAGUGUCGAUGUCCUACCCAACAGUGGUACCAACAGACAGCAACGCGUCGCACACGGUCCUUUCGCCGUCCUAGCUCGUCUAGAGCUCUUCGUGAUCGUUGCACGUCCCGACUACUUUCCACGCCUCUUGCCCAAACUUUCACUUCCGCCGACCGCGUCAGUAGCGCUCGCGUCUCAUUUACCUGCACGCAAUACCCUUUCGACUCGAGAAUACACUUCCCUCGGCCAUGGCCUGAUCUCAGACUACCGCACUGCGCCGGCAGCACCGUAUCAUGCGGCUUACCUCGCCUUUGACACCUUUCCGAAGGAAUGUGUCGUUCUCAAGCUCACGCACCAGCCUCUCUCACGCAGCGCAUAUCCCGGGCGCUAUCCGCAUAGCGUGUUCGGCGUUAAACAAAGGCGCCACAACGAAGACUACGACCUAGCGCUUCACCUCGCAGAGAUGCACAUUCUCAACUUUCUUCCCCACCUAUCCGUGGAUCGUGUGACAGUGUUGACAUUGAACAACCUUCCGACGCAUCUGGACGCAUGUCUGCUACGCCCCUUCACCGGGACCACGCAUCUCCGCAUCAUUGGCCCGCUGAAGAAGUCAACUCUAUCCUUCCUCUACAAACCCGAAGACCUCGUCCUUCCAAACCUACAGGAGAUCGACUUUGCGGACAUUUGUGGUCUCAAGGACCUUCUUGCCUGUUUCAAGUCCGUAUCGCACCGUGGUUGGCAUCAGGAGUACUUCCGGGCCCUCGAGAAGAUCCUCAGAGUGCGGAGAGAAGCGGGACACCCUCUCAGAAGGGUAUAUGUGCAUGCUCAAGACGACAUUCAGCUUGCCAACGAAGAUCGCCUGAAUGACGUGGGGUUCGGGCAUUGGAGGUUGGAUCAGAUGCGCUGCGUUCUUGCACUAUUGGAUGGCUUUCCCGAGGUCCAGAUCGUUGAGAAUAACGUCGACGUGUUCAUGAAUAACGAAUAG